Molecule: messenger RNA, 494 nt
Organism: Vitis riparia (riverbank grape)
Lineage: Eukaryota; Viridiplantae; Streptophyta; Magnoliopsida; Vitales; Vitaceae
Exons: 2
Coding region: 1-342 (113 amino acids)
Source: RefSeq, a predicted model, not a curated record
AUGCAGACGGAAAGGACGGGGAGACGGAGCUGGGGACGGUGUAUGGUGUUGUUGGGGAUGAUGGUGGUGGUGGCGGCGGCAGAUGGUUUAGAGUUGUUGCCCAGCCAGUGUAAGAAGGAGAGAGACGUGGUGAUAAAUUCAUGCCAAGGGUUUGUGUUUGGGCAGGCCGCAUCGCCGGUGUGUUGUGAGCAGGUGAAGGUGUUCCAUUUUGAGUGCUUAUGCCCAGCUUUCACCCCCAAGUUGGUGGCACUCUUCGACGUUAACAAAGCCAUCAAGCUCCUACAAGACUGUGGGAGGAGGGUCCCUCGUCACUUCAAGUGUGGCAGUCUAAAUUUCCCAUGAAGAUGACACAACUUCCUGCUUGGCAAGUUGUAGUCGUAUUGAUAUCUGCAAACUUGUAUUUGAAAAUAAGAAGGGAUCAUGGUAUAUGGAGAUUCAUAGGUGUUCACUUUUAGCGUAAAUAAAUAUAUUGUUGCAAGUAAUAUAUAUUUUUG